This is a messenger RNA of Bufo bufo (common toad), 2703 nucleotides long. Its product is annotated as zinc finger protein 260-like. The transcript is spliced from 8 exons. NCBI's taxonomy places the organism in Eukaryota, Metazoa, Chordata, Amphibia, Anura, Bufonidae. Bases 232 to 2430 code for a protein of 732 amino acids. The record is from RefSeq and is a predicted model, not a curated record.
CAUGACUGUGACAUCAUCACAGGUCCUUCACCUCUUAGUAUAUAUGAGCUCCAGAAAAGAUCCAGGUCAGGAUUACACAAUAGUGGACUUCUGUUACUCCCAUCAUCCAUCUCCAUGAGUCAGGUGGGUGGAGCCGGACUCCUCACCCUCUGGUACAUGAACAGAAGAUCCUAGGACUCACCAGCAAGAUCACUGAGCUGCUGACUGGAGAGGUUCCUGUAAGGUGUCAGGAUGUCCAUGAAGGAGUGGGAGUAUAUAGAAGGACACAAGGAUCGAUACGAGGACGCCAUGAUGGAGGACCACCGACCCCUCACAUCACCGGAUGGAUCCAGGAGGAGAAAUCCUUCAGAGAGAUGUCCCCGUCCUCUGUAUUCUCAGGACUGUCCAGAGGAGAAGUUCUCAGAGAACCAUCAGGAUGAAAAUCUGAUUGAUAUUAAGGUUGAGGUUAAAGAUGAAGCAGAAGAGGAGACGGAUUUAUGGACCGAUCAGCAGUAUGGACUCAUAGAAAGAAAUCCCUUUGAGAGAUGUCCCGGUCCCAUGUAUUUGCAGGACUGUCCAGAGGAGAAGCUCCCAGAGAACCAUCAGAUGACAAAUCAGGGGGAAGAUCUGAUUGAUAUUAAAGUGGAGGAUGAAGAAGAGCGGAUGAUGGGCGAUCCCCCGUGUAAGAGUGAGGCGGAGGAGGACCUUCCAGCCCAUGUGACCACAGGAAAUCCCAGUAAGAACAUCAUAUUAUCUCUCCAUUAUAAAGUAGAUGAUGAAGGUAUCGUACAGCGCUCUUCAGGAGAAAUCCUCACUACCCGUAAUGUACACCCAGGACCUCACAGUACAGAUCUAUCACAUAAUCAUGAGGAACCUGCUGACCAAUCACAGAUUGCUACCACAAGUACCAGGCAGAAUGGGGGUGAAAGGUUUCAGUGUGAUGAAUGUGGGAAACAGUAUUCAUGCAGAUCAGUCCUUGUCAAACACAGAAGACUUCACACUGGAGAGAAUCUGCAUUCAUGUUCAGAAAGUGGGAAAUGCUUUACAAGGAGAUCCAAUUUUGUUGCACAUAAGAGAAUCCACACAGUAGAGAAGAAAUAUUCAUGUCCUGAAUGUGGGAAAUGUUUUCCAAGAAAAUCAUUUCUUGUUAUACAUGAGAGAAAUCACACAGGAGAGAGGCCAUUUUCAUGUUCGGAAUGUGGAAAAUGUUUUAUAUGUAAAUCAAAUCUUGAUAAACAUCAAAGAAUUCACACAGGAGAGCAGCUGUAUUCAUGUUCAGAAUGUGGAAAAUGUUUUACAAGGCGAUCAGAUUUUGUUAAACAUGAACGAAUCCACACAGGAAAGAAGCUAUAUUCUUGCCCAGAAUGUGGGAAAGGCUUUAUCUUUAAAUCACAACUUAUAAUGCAUGAGAGAAUUCACACAGGAGAGAAGCCAUUUAUAUGUUCAGAAUGUGGGAAAUGUUUUACAAAUAAAUCAGAUCUUGUUAGACAUAAGCGAUGUCACACCGGAGAAGAGCCAUAUUCUAGUUCAGAAUCUGGGAAAUGUUUUACAGAAAAGUCAAAUCUUAAACUGCCUGAGAAAAACCACACAGGAGAGAAGCCAUAUUCAUGCCCAGAAUGUGGGAAAAGUUUUAGAGAUAAAUCGGGUCUUAAAAUACAUGAGAGAAGCCAUACAGGAGAGAAGCCGUAUUCAUGCCUGGAAUGUGGGAAAUGUUAUGUGCUUAAAGCACAGCUUAUAAUACAUAAGAGAAUCCACACAGGAGAGGAGCCAUAUUCAUGUUCAGAAUGUGGGAAAUGUUUUAGAGAUAAAUCAAAUCUUAAAAUGCACAAGAGAAGCCACACAGGAGAGAAGCCAUAUUCAUGUCCAGAGUGUGAGAAAUGUUUUAUGUAUAAAUCAAAUCUUGUUAUACAUAAGAGAAGUCACACAGGGGAGAAGCCAUAUUCAUGUUUAGAAUGUGGGAAAAGUUUUAGAAACAAAUCAAAUCUUAUUAAACAUAACAGAAGUCACACAGGAGAGAAGCCGUAUUCAUGUCCAGAAUGUGGGAAAUGUUUUAGAGAUAAAUCCAAUCUUAUUAAACAUGAGAGAAGUCACACAGGAGAGAAGCCAUAUUCAUGUCCAGAAUGUGAAAAAUGUUUUAGAAAUAAAUCAAAUCUUGCUAGACAUGAGAGAAUUCACACAGGAGAGAAGUUAUAUCCAUGUUUAAAAUGUGGGAAAUGUUUUACGCAUAAAUCAAGUCUUAAAAUACAUCAGAGUUGUCACAUAGGAGAGAAGCCGUAUUCAUGUUCAGAAUGCGGGAAAUGCUUUCGAGAUAAAUCACAUCUUAUAAUACACGAGAGAAUCCACACGGGAGAGAAGCCAUAUUCAUGUUCAGAAUGUAGGAAAUGUUUUACACAAAAAUCACAUCUUGUUAAACAUGAGAAGUCACACUUAAGAGAAGUCAUAUUAAAAUAAGAAUCAUAAUUGCAAAGCUUGUAGUAUAAUGACAAGUUAAUCAGGUAUCAGCCAUGGAUUACUUAUCCAGCAUACUGUGCCUUAUUUAGACUGAGUGUAUAUAUGUAUACCUGUUACAUGCAGUCUUAGUCAUUUGCCAUUACAUUUAUGUAUAUUUAGCUUAUCUAUUAUUUUGUUUUUCUGUAUAUUUGUUAGUGGCCAACCCCUGAGUGUCUUCCAGUAAUCAGAACCGUGUGAUCUUCUCUCUUGUUAUAAAUAAAGGGACUGAGAGGA